AUGGCCUCCCACCGCAUCGGUGCGCGCGUCGCGGGCCUCUCGCCAGCGCAGCUGUGCGCCAUCAUCGAGGCGCAGGCGGGCGCGAGCGACGCCGCGCUGCGCGUGGCGGAGGAGCACGCCGCUCGGCUCGUGGAGCAGCCCGAGUGGGUGCUCUCCGAGGUCCUCCUCUCGCCGGACCUCGCCCCGCACAUCCUCGCCCAGCUGCCGACCAAGGAGCACGCCGCCAAGGGAACGCUGUCAGAAUCUUCGCGGAAUCCCGCGCUGCACCUUCAGAUCGGCGGUCCGCCGCUAUUUGUGCUAAUGUGGUUCACGCCGAUGCCGUUUGUGUACGAGUCGCUGUACGGCGGCGCCGAGAUGUGCGAGCUCGGCCGCCACACCGUCCGCCUCUCGACCAAGCAGCAGGCGCUCACGCUCGGCAGCAAGAUGCGCAAGGGCAACGCAGCGGUGACGUACUCGGUCUACAAGCUCGGGGACGGGGAGAUGCGCCUGCUGGGCUCCUACCCAAAGGGAGUCAACGCAGACGGCACUUUUCCGGAGGAGGGCGCCAAAGACGGGAGGCGAGCUUAG
Messenger RNA from Emiliania huxleyi CCMP1516, 567 nucleotides. RefSeq lists its product as hypothetical. Bases 1 to 567 code for a protein of 188 amino acids. The record is from RefSeq and is a predicted model, not a curated record. Gene Ontology annotation, cellular component: photosystem I; photosystem I reaction center. Gene Ontology annotation, biological process: photosynthesis. NCBI's taxonomy places the organism in Eukaryota, Haptophyta, Isochrysidales, Noelaerhabdaceae. The transcript is spliced from 5 exons.